UUGUUUUUGCUUUGCUGCUCCUGGAGAAAGACCAGGAGGGUGGGAAGUCCUUGACCUUGACUGACCUCCUCACUGGAUUCUUUCUUUUCGGAUGCCCCACCAUGACCCCAUGACCCCCUGACCCCCGACCACAUUCCGGAAGCGUGUGAUCUCAGAUGGUUUGCAAGCGUUCCAUCUUCUUCCUGUACAGUGGUGCAUUCAGGGACACUCGGACGUCAGAGUGUUGGCCCAAGACGGUCAGAUGCGAUUGGCCAAUGAAAACCUUCUGAGGUCUACCGAGCCCCAACCCAUUCAACCAAAACACUACAUUUUCUGUCUGGAUGAAUCACUUCCUGUUUGCUGCCCUGCCUCCAGCACCCCAUUCAGCCCCCAUCUGAGUCGUCAAGGCAACCAAGUGAAAAUCAUUGACUUUUAAUGUUUUUAAUUUCUACUUUUUCAUAAGCGUAUAUUCUUUUUUUAAACAUCUGUUACGUCGUCCCUGCCCCUAAUUCCGCCCCUCCACCUGGCAAUGACAUCAUCAGCUGCCUUGAAACUGGACUCGACCUUACGCGCGCCUCUUGUGAGCAGCAAGCCACGCCUCCGCUUCCUGUGUGGGCGGGCUUUGUGAUCUAGUGGACGUUUUGAUUUGAGCAGGCUUGUUGUGGAAAAAAGAAACGUGUGAUUGACAGACGGCGUUGCCACGGUAACCUUCCUGUUUUUAGUUGAUGACGCUGAUAGUUGAUUUUUGUAUUUUACUAAGAAAAAGGAAAAAAGUGAUUUGAUGUAUUUGCAUGCACUCCGGCCGUACGUUGUUUGUUGCGUAUGUUUGAGCACUGUAUAGUUGUGUAUAGUAGCUUAGCACCAACGCCGCUGGAUGGGGGGAGGACAAACCACAAGCGACUCAUUUGGUGUCAUUACUGAUAUGGGAUCCUUAUUUUCUGACUUCUUUCUUUUCAUAAAUAAACACAUUAAGUGACACGCUGCCUGGACCGUCAUUGACCCCUGACCUCAGUGAAAACAUGACAAACUUUCUUCUUUCAUUCGACACACAAUCAGCUUUUAUUCUGAAAUUCCACCUGCAGCGGUUCGGCAAGCCGUGCCAUCCGGCCUAUUGUGGGUCCCGGUUCCGGUCUACAUGACGUUGCAGAUCCUGGACUGGCCCACGUCCUCCAGGCUGCUCUUGUCUCGGACCAGAACCGCCUGGUUCCCGUAGCUGCUGUACCAGGCAGACUGGCUGCGGCUCAGGUACGAGGACGGAGGCGCCGCCGCCUGCUGCUGCCACACCAGCAGAGACGUGUCCCGGUACCGUACCCGGCAGAACGCUUCAGACAGGGCCUUCUCUGACAGGGGGGGCCGAAUGGCGGGACCAGGACCGGCACCGGCUGGUGCGGCGGCCUUUACUGCGGCAUGACCUGAGUCGGCCAUGUUGCAUCCUCCGACAGCUCACACGUCAUCAUCCUGGAGGAGAGCAUCCCUGCUGCGACUCGAGUGCUGAGUAGAACCUGUUGGAGGAGAAGCAGGUCAGAGUCUGAGUGCACCACAGCAGCACCUUGGCUAACCUAAUCUGCACCAUCUAGUGCUUCUUGCUCUGAAGAGACCAUGACUUGAUGGGCCGCCUGCAGGGUCGGUUACCAUGGUAACGCAACUACUCGUCUCAUGCUAACAGCUAAGCUAACUGCUGACCGACGCAAGUAGUAAUAUUUUUAAAAGUGAGCUAAUCCUGCAGAACUGUGUUCGAGAAAAAAACAAAGCCAUUACCCGGAUGUGACGUCACGAUCCCGCCUGCCUAGCUUCUAACGCUUUUUAAGAGUCGAUGUGAAACGUAAGCAUGUUUACUGCUAGCAGCCUGCAACUGCGCGUCUGCUUGGAUGUUCGGGUAGAAACACAACAUGACGGUAAAGGUUCCUUUUUUCCCCAGACACCACCUUGUCAGUAAAUUAUGGACAACUGCUGUAUGUUGUUCAUGUUUGUGAGUUCCACCUUUCACCCUGGAUUUAAUUUGUUGCAACACCCGCCUUCUUUCCAAAUAUUAUUUCAUUUCCAUUCCUAAAAGACAAUUGGAUACACACACACACACACACAUAUGUAACCACAUGUUAUCAGCCACAACAUUGAACGCCAUUCAAUUGCCGUGAACAAACUAAAGAAAAUAAACAUGGCUUCCGCGCAGUGUAGGCGGCGGCCUUCAGGGGGCACACACCAACUGCAGCUGCUCAGACGCCAUAGAAGAAGAACUGGAAACUGAAAAAAAACAAGAAGACGAAGUAGAAGAUCUUUUGGAACCCAAACUUCAAAUACAACCUCGAUGGCGACCGAUCGACUGGUGAACGUUUAUUUGGACCUCCUUUCUCAACCUUGCUGGGCCGUCCACAUCCUCCUCAAUGCCGCCAAAAUCCCACACCAAGUCCACACUGUGGCGCUCAGGAGAACAGCAGAGUGCACACUUCACCAAGUUGAACCCCAUGCAGAAAGUUCCCGUCUUGAAGGACGACGGCUUUGUGCUCACUGAGAGUGAUGCCAUACUGAAGUACUUGUGCAGGAAGUACGCGGUGGCGGAGCACUGGUAUCCACAACAACCAGAGAGACGAGCGCGAGUGGACGAGUACACGGCGUGGCAUCACACCAACACGCGACCUCACGCCGCCAAAGUCUUCUUACUGGAGGUUCUGUUCCCGACCCGGUCGGGUUCGGCGGUGGACGAGGCUGGUUUGGCUCGUGCAGUGUCUCAGCUGGACGAGCCCAUGUUUCUGCGGAAGCAGGCUUUUUUGUGCGGCGACGACAUCACGCUGGCCGACCUGCGAGCUCAUGCAGCCUCUAGGUGGCAGCAGACACGUCCUGCGGGGACGUCCCCAGCUGCAGCGUUGGAGGACACGGGUCCAGUCGGCGCUGGGCGACCCCUUCCACGACUCCCACGCCGUCCUGUAUGCCAUCAGAGACUGCCGCAAGGCCAAGCUGUGACCCAGCCCAUGCUAAUGUGAUUGACAGCGCCACCUGUAAGCUGUUGCCACGACAACAAGAAGCUCAUAAAACAAGAGUGAAAAAAUAAAAGUCUUUAUUAGAGAAAAAGUUGGUGAUGUCACAUCACGGCAGGACGGCGGGUGGAGCGUGCUUGGCUGGGUGCUCGCACUCGUCGUCUUCCCGCCUCCGUUUCCUCGAGGAGCCCGGCUCCGCCUCCUGUAUCGGUUACAG
Dunckerocampus dactyliophorus (ringed pipefish) is the source of this 3168-nucleotide messenger RNA. Its product is annotated as glutathione S-transferase theta-1-like. Gene Ontology annotation, molecular function: glutathione transferase activity. NCBI's taxonomy places the organism in Eukaryota, Metazoa, Chordata, Actinopteri, Syngnathiformes, Syngnathidae. The record is from RefSeq and is a predicted model, not a curated record. The transcript is spliced from 5 exons. Gene Ontology annotation, biological process: glutathione metabolic process. Bases 2361 to 2957 code for a protein of 198 amino acids. Gene Ontology annotation, cellular component: cytoplasm.